AAGCCUCGCUCGCUCGCUUGCUUCUUCGUUCUCCACCAAGAUCCGCACAGCGGUAUGAACAGGGUCAUUGCCCAGGAUAGUAGUAGUAGCAGUAGCAGUAACAGCAAAGCAGCGCAAACAAUGUCGACGAGCAAGGCCGCACCCGCGCUGGGCUCCGACGCCCUGCCGCCGGCACCGCCUACAAAGGACAACGGCGACCCUACCGUCGAUUUCGUAAUCGUCUUUCAGGCUGUGCCCAAAAAGUACCUUUCGCCCAAGGCCAAGCUGCCUCAGGACGAGGCGUCGAAGAUCGACAAGGAGUUCAACUUUCUCGUCAAGCGGCUCUCCGCCACGGGCCUCGCCGUGACGAGCCGCGAGGGCAAGCAGGGGACCGGCGAGGUGCUCGUCUUCGUCAAGGCGUCCAACGAUGUAUUGGUCAAGAUCGGCAGAGCAGAGAGCUUGGGCGACUACCUCCAUGGAGUCAAGACUGCAUUUGAGCCGUCGACAAGUAGCCUUUCGCGCACCUCGUCGCUUGGCUCGGGUGCCGCAAAAGCUCAAGCACAGACAUUCUCUUCUGCCGAAAGGGUGCGCCAUGUGUACGAGCUCAUCACGCGCUCACCGAAGGUGACGUCGGGCGUGCCUGGCGCCGGCGUUAUUGUUGGCUCCGACGAGUUUCCCCAUGUCGUCGACAUGACGCCGCUGCACGAUCCCCAGUACAACCAGGACUGGCUCAAGCGGUGGUCCAACACGUCUUCGAUGAUCAACAUCAGCGUCCGAGAACUCGACGCUGUCAGGUCGCACUUUGGCGAGCACAUCGCCCUCUACUUUGGCUUCCUCAACUUCUACUUCCAGUCGCUCUCUUCGAUUGCCGCCAUCGGCCUGGCCUUCUGGUUUGCCGGUGCGCCGUUCCAUCCCAUCUACUCGCUCCUCCUCGUCGCCUGGUCCUGCGUCUUUGUCGAGCUGUGGCGGAUGCGCGAGCGCAAGCUCGCCGUGCGGUGGGGCACCCUCGGCGUAGGCCAAGUCGACGAUCGCCGCAAGAGCUUCAAGCCUGUCUCUGUGCGACGAGACCCCGUCACGGGCGAGGACGAUGAGGUGUUUGAGUGGUGGAGGAGGGAGCUUCGCAUCGUCACGAGCGUGCCCGUCAUGCUCUUCUUUGCCGCCGUCCUGGGCGCGACAAUGACGACGAUGUUUGCCACCGAGGUCUUUGUCACCAAGCUCUAUGACGGGCCAGGCAAGUCGAUGGUUCCAAUGAUUCCCACGGCCCUCUUUGUCGUCUGCGUUCCUCAGAUCAUGGCCGCUUGGCAGGCAACUGCGUCUGCCCUCACCAGCUGGGAGAACCACUACAGCGAGCGGACGCACGAAUCGUCGCUGACGCUCAAGAUGUUUGCCCUCCAGGCUGUGACGGCCUACGGCGCCCUGACGCUGUCUGCCUUUGUCUACAUUCCCUUUGGCCAGUCGAUCAUGGACUACAUUGUCAGCCGCGGCUUCUUUUCCCAGAGCAUCGCCGAGGCUGCCAAGCGCGGCGACAUUGAGCUCCGCAGCGACGGCGGCGUCCACUUUGACAUCAACCCGAGCCGCAUGCACGCCCAGCUGUUUGCUGUCCUGACGACGAGCCAGGUCAUCAAUGCCUUUACCGAGGUGGGCCUGCCCUUCAUCCUGCGCAAGGUCAACGAGUUCCGCGAGUCCAGGUCGUCUCCCAAGAAGAAGAGUGCGAAUGAAAAGGCAAAGGGCGGGGACUCGACAGAGGACAAGUUCCUCGACCGGGUCCAGGACGAGCUGGAGCUGCCGCCGUACGACACGUUUGGCGACUAUGCCGAGAUGGCGACGCAGUUUGGCUACAUUGUCCUCUGGUCCGUCAUCUGGCCCCUCGCGCCCGUCAUGGGCUUCAUCAACAACUUCUUUGAGCUGCGCUCCGACGCGCUCAAGAUCAGCAUCAAUGCACGCCGGCCGGUGCCCGUCCGCGCCGAGAGCAUUGGCCCCUGGCUCGAGGUGCUGGGUUUCAUUGCCUGGCUGGCCGCCAUGUCCAACUCGGCCCUCGUUUUUCUCUUCCAGCCCUCGGGCGCGCCGGGCGCAUCGCCAUACGAGACGACGAUGCGCACCCAUCUGCACCCGUCGCCCGCCCAGUUCCGCAACGGCACCACCACGCCCGGCAAGCUCGUCGACAGCAUCGUCUACCCACACGACCCUGCGCACACGCCCCGCUCCCCGCUCAGCUUCUCCAACUUCCUGCCCUCGUUCCUGCCCACAUCGGGCACCUCGGGCGCCCUCAUUGCUGCCCUUCUCGUGGCACUGGCCUCGGAGCACACCUAUGGCGUCGCCCGCGCCUUUGUCCGACACGUGCUCGAGCGUGCCCUGUGGCGCGGCAGCGAGGAGGAGACGACGCUCCGCCGUCGCGAGUGGGAAUCGCGCAGGGACACUCUUGCCCGCGUCGGCCAUGGGGCCCUGCCUGAGGGAGCUUCUUCGUUGGCCUCGGGUGACGCCGAGGGCUUCUACGCGACCCAGUCCAACGUCGUCCAGGCCGUGCAGAACAGCGCCUCGUCCAAGUCCGAGUGAGGUGUCGUCAAGCCAAGCCAAGCCCACGGACUCCUCCUGUUUGCUCUCUCCUCUUUUACUCGUUCCUCUUCUGCAAUGCAAAUGACUUUCCGAAUUUCUUCCGCAAUGGCCUGGUGCAGCGCCCUGGUCGCGCACGUGACUCGCACGCUGGGCUCGCCAUCGUUCCUGCUUGUUGCUUCGACGGCAGCAGCACGGGCAUGCUUUCAGUCUCUGUUGCUCUGAGACGGGCGGCCUCGGACCGAAGAGAGCUGCAGCAAAUGUAUCGAAACCUUGAAGCUCCAUUCUAACACGAGAGAAUGAGCACAUCGAACAUCGGCGAACCGUUGCUUCAGAGCUUCGCUCUAAAUUUAAACUUUUGUGACGA
Acaromyces ingoldii is the source of this 2896-nucleotide messenger RNA. RefSeq names its product DUF590-domain-containing protein. The record is from RefSeq and is a predicted model, not a curated record. Gene Ontology annotation, biological process: chloride transmembrane transport. NCBI's taxonomy places the organism in Eukaryota, Fungi, Basidiomycota, Exobasidiomycetes, Exobasidiales, Cryptobasidiaceae. Bases 121 to 2532 code for a protein of 803 amino acids. The transcript is spliced from 7 exons. Gene Ontology annotation, cellular component: cortical endoplasmic reticulum. Gene Ontology annotation, molecular function: chloride channel activity.